GAGGCGGCAGGGCGCGUUGCCCGGCGCUUGCAACGUGGAGCUCGCGGCCGGCGCUGCGACCAACAGCGCUUGCCUUCGUGACUUGUUGGCGGUGCGUUAUGCCAUUCCUACCAAACGUCGCGAGCGCGGGUCGUGGGCGAAGUUCGCCGUGUUCGGGUCGCUGGUCGGAAUGGCGACCUCGCCGUCGCGCUGGUCCUUUCGAGUUCUGUGGUGCUCUGAGGCUGUUGCGGUGAUCGCCAGCCUUGUAGCGCCCACAGGCGUGGACGCCGAGGCCGUCGAAACCAAAGCCAUCCGGGACGCCUUGAAGGCCGUCUUAGUAGGCAAGGACUUGAAACACAUUUCGUUGCGUGAGUGUCGCCGCCAGGUCGCUUUGAAACUCGGUUUGCAAGAGCAUGCUUUGGACCAACGCAAGCACGAGUUCAAGAGCCUGACAACCGAGGUCGUUUCGGAAACGCAGCCCGACCAGGACGCCGCGUCGCCUCUGGAGACCGUGUUGGCUGAGGCCGAGAAGCUGGACUCGUUGCAGUGGGUCUACUUGGUGACCAUAUCGCGCGUCCUGGACGCGACCCUUCCCGACGGCCGCCAGUGCCGCGAUCUUGGCACGAUGAGCCGGGAGGACAUCGGAAAAGCAGUGGCCGACGCAUUCAACAAUCCGAUUCCGACUGGGUCCGCGGGCGGCCGCCCUAGGAAGGAACCGGACGGCCAAGCGCUCGUGUCCAUGGCGGUGGUGUUCCAGGAGAAGCACAAAGACGGCGCGAUCCAUUUCCACGUUGCUGUGAAGCUGACUAGGUCGGGCCGUUUCCAGCAGGCCAAGCGCACUCUGCGUGAGCGCCAUUUGUUGCCGAGCCAUUUCUCUGGUUCCCACCAGCGAAUGUGGAGCGCCGUGAGGUACGGGUAUAUGGAGACCCCAGCCAAACCAGAUGUCGACGACGCCCCGUGGGUGUGGCAGCCAGACUGGGCCGGGUUCGCGCGCGAGAACGACGCCAUCGACCUCUUCGAGAUGUCGCAGGAGCCAUGCGUGGCAGGCGUGUGGGUGAAGCGCCGGGAGGCCACGGACAAGGCGGCCGGGGCGACGGGCACGAAGACGACGUUCGACCUCGUAGACUUGACCUCGACCAUCAUCGCCAAGCACUUGUGGACGAAGGACAGCCUGAUGGCGCACGUCCAGGACCGCGGGACGAAGGCCAUGCAGCGGUUCGUCCGCAGCCGAGUGCGCAAGCUGACGGCGGACCUUGAGGAGACGAAGGAGUGGGCGUCUGCCCGCGAGAACGCGGCCUUCGAGGCGGUGGACGGUUGGACGCUCGUGUGCCGCUGCGCUGAGGAGACAUGCCCCCAUGGCCCGGCGUGCUCGUACAGGUCAGCCGUGGAGACCAUCUUCUCCCGCAACGCCGCUUCUUUCGACGUUCGGGAGUUCGCGGCGUCUCUGCGGGACAUUCUGAUGGUCGGCCCGAAGAAGACGACAAGGGUGCCCUUCCUGGUGGGGCCGUCGAAAUCCGGGAAGAGCACGGUGGUUUACCCUUUCGACGACUUGUUCACUCCGAAACGGGUUCUGCACAAGCCUGCCUUGGGCUCCUCCUUUGGACUCCGGAAACUGGCCAGCGGCACGAAGCGGUUCAUCUUCUGGGACGACUUCCGGCCGGUUGAGUUCGCCCACGAGAAGACCGUUUCCCAGUCCUUCAACGACGGGAACAAGGACGUCUGCUGGAACCACGGCGCCGUUUUCACGGGCAAGCUGGAGGGCCUCUGGGAGACGACGAAUACGGUGGGUGCGGAGGACAUCCGGCACAUGCAGAACCGCGUGAGGCAGUUCCCAUUCACCUCCGUCUUGUCGGACGGCUCUUUGCAGGACGUACUCUCGUGUGCUCCGUGCAUGACCGCGUGGAUCGUCCGGGAGGCGGCAAAGUUCGACGCCGUCGGCGUUUUCCGCCCGGCGCCCGCUGCGCCGGUCGGGGCAGACGUGGGCGUGCCGCCUGUGAGCGGCUUCGACGACCUCAUGUCCGACGCGCGCAUACCCCGCGCGCAGGCAGACGCCUUGCUGGCGGAUGUCCGCGCGAUGGGUGCGGUUGCCGUGGACGAGGUGCUCCCCGCGGACUGGAUGGCGCCCCACCUCAGCAAGAGGGAGCUCGACCGCUGCUUCUCGCUCUACGCCGCUGGGAAGACCCCGGUGGAGAUACGCGACCUCGUUAGUCGGACCCGUGAGUCCCUCGACGAGACUGGGCCGGAUUUGACGACCGUCCGCCGGGCCCUCCGGGGCGCCACGCACAGGCGUGGCCCAGCGGAGACUCGCGGCCGCAAGCCCAAGCUCACGGCCGUCAAGCUCCGCGCCUUGAACAACGCGCGGGUUCGUUUGAUUCGGGCGGCCAAGGGCGAGGCCGAGGUUCACCUCAAGGACGUGAUGAAGGCCGCGCGGGUCUCCGACGUCCACAAGGGCACGGCCUCCAGGCACUUCAAGCGCCUCGGGGUCACCUGGCGCGCUCCCCGCGCGGAGCCGCUCCGCGGCUCCGCGGAGGUCCUCAAGCCUUUCACGAAGCCGAAGGGGAACCGGAACAGGGUGAACCCAGGCGCCAAGGUUCACGUGGCCGCAGCCAUCGUGAACAACAAGGUCCGCGUCUGGCACUACCUGCCCACCCUGUGGUGCGCCGACGCAGCCUGCGAUUUCUACGCGGGCGUCCUCGCCCCCGCGCUUCGCCGUUGCCGGAAGGGGCGCCGCGCCUUCCGCAUCCUGGAGGAUAACGACCCCACGGGGUACAAGAGCAAGAAGGCGGGGCUCAAGAUCACCCCCAUCAAGUUCCCCAAGUAUUCCCCGGACUUGAACCCCCUCGACUACUUCCUCUGGGCGGAGGUCAACCGGCGAAUGGCAGAGCAGAGCGCGCCGGCCAACGAGUCUCAGAGCGCUUACAAGGCGCGCCUCAGGCGCGUCGCCAUGGGCAUCCCGAAGAGCGUCAUCAGGGCAGCCGUGGCUAAGAUGAAGACGAAGGCGGCGGAGGUCGUCGUGGCCGAGGGAGUGCGCAAGCUGACGGCGGACCUUGAGGAGACGAAGGAGUGGGCGUCUGCCCGCGAGAACGCGGCCUUCGAGGCGGUGGACGAUUGGACGCUCGUGUGCCGCUGCGCUGAGGAGACAUGCCCCAUGGCCCGGCGUGCUCGUGCAGGCGGCAAAGUCGACGCCGUCGGCGUUUUCCGCCCGGCGCCCGCUGCGCCGGUCGGGGCAGACGCGGGCGUGCCGCCUGUGAGCGGCUUCGACGACCUCACGUCCGACGCGCACAGGCAGGCGCCUUGCUGGCGGAUGUCCGCGCGAUGGGUGCGGUUGCCGUGGACGAGGUACUCCCCGCGGACUGGGUCCGUUGAAUUCGGGGCCUGGCUGCAGGCCUACGGCAAGGCCUACGGCCAGGCACUGACCUUCCCCAGCCCCAUUCACGGCUGUUGCGGUGAUCACCAGCCUUGUAGCGCCCACAGACGCUUCGGCUCAAGCCGUUCUUACUUAAUGGGCUCUGAGGUGCUCUCAGGCUUUGAAGUGGUGCUCACAGCCGUCCUGGUGCUCAUGGCCAUUGGCGUGGACGCCGAGGCCGUCGAAACCAAAGCCAUCCGGGACGCCUUGAAG
Molecule: messenger RNA, 3598 nt
Organism: Prorocentrum cordatum
Lineage: Eukaryota; Dinophyceae; Prorocentrales; Prorocentraceae
Source: the annotation of a GenBank genome assembly